GUAAUAGAGCCGAAAAAGCGAAGCUAGCUGGGCCUUUGCCCUUCGGUUGGGGCUCAACUCGACACAGCUCGACUCAGCAUCAACUCGACAAAAAGAAGACUACACACUACAAAACCCAGCAGCAGCAGCGGCGGCAGCAGCCGAGCCUCUCGACUCAGCCCCCAAAACACUCUUUAAAACGGCGGCGUCUCAGUCCAGCUCGAGCAACACUACGCUGAAGGCCGAGCGUGUGGCGAGUUGAGCUAACAGAUCUGUAAAGCCUCUCGGCUGGAAAUUAGCCUCUUCUCUUCUCUUUCUCUGCAUAGCAAACUAAAAAAGCUCAUCCUUUUUUGCUUCUCUCUCGGCUCGGGGGCUCAGAUCCGGCUCUGAUCUUGCGCCGCCGACCCAACUUUUUCCGGCUUCGUUCUUCCCUCCAUUUCCAUCUCUCUCCGAGUGUUUUUUUUUCACUCUGUUAUCGUAAGAAGUCCAAUCUACGCCUCAAUUCAGUCCUUCAUGAUUGUGUAUCUUAGCACUGACAGUUUGAAUUGGGGAGAAUUUCGUACGCAGAGUUUCCAUUUCUAAUUAAUUUUAAGACAGGAGCUGUCAGUGCUAAGGCAGGAACCGGAUGGAUUGGACUUCAAAUAAUGCAUUGAAACCUUUCAGAGAUAUGGAACCAAAAUCCGUGAUGGAUAUGCCACUCAUUCCAAGCAUUGAUCCGAUAGAUAUUGGAUUGGGUUCUUCAGAAAAGGGAAAUUCUAUUACUUCAGCAAAACCAAGAAAGAAGACGAUGACAUCAGUUUAUCUCAAGUUUUUUGAGACAGCUCCAGAUGGGAAAAGUCGGAGGUGCAAGUUUUGUGGACAGAGCUAUUCCAUUGCAACUGCCACUGGUAAUUUGGGAAGGCACCUGAGUAAUCGGCAUCCAGGAUAUGAUAAGUCCGGAGGGGAUGCAGUUAGCAAUUCAGCACCACAGCCCAUUACUGUAAGCAAGAAGUCUCAACCUCAAGGGAAGGUACCUCAGGUGGAUUAUGAUCAUCUAAAUUGGUUGCUAAUUAAGUGGCUCAUUGUAGCUUCUCUCCCUCCUUCGACCUUGGAAGAAAAGUGGUUGGCAAACUCUUAUAAGUUUCUGAAUGCAUCAAUACAACUAUGGCCCGGUGAGAAGUAUAAAGCAGUAUUUCGUGAAGUUUUCAGAAGCAUGCAGGAAGAUGUAAGAGCAUCUUUGGAGCACAUUUCUUCAAAGUUCUCAAUCACACUUGACUUCUGGACUUCCUAUGAACAGAUUUAUUAUAUGAGUGUCACAUGCCAGUGGAUUGAUGAGAACUGGUCCUUCCAAAAAGUGCUUCUUGAUAUAUGUCACAUUCCUCACCCUUGUGGGGAUGCUGAGAUUUAUCACUCCCUGGUGAAGGUUAUUAAGAUGUACAAUAUUGAGAACAGAGUCCUCUCCUGCCCCCAUGAUAACAGUCAAAGUGCCAUGCAUGCCUGCCAUACUUUGAAAGAGCAUUUGGAUGGUCAGAAAGUAGGGCCAUUUUGUUACAUCCCCUGUGCUGCACGAACUUUAAAUUUGAUCAUAGAUGAUGGAUUGAGGGCCACAAAAUCUGUAAUCUCUAAGAUCCGGGAGUUCGUGCUCGAGUUAAAUGCAUCCUCAGAGAUGUCGGAAGAUUUUAUUCAAUUAACUACAGCAUAUCAAGAAGGCAGUUGGAAACCUCCACUCGAUGCUUCGGCACGGUGGAGUGGAAAUUACCAGAUGCUAGAUAUUGUGCGCAAGGCUAGUAAGUCUAUGGAUGCUGUUAUCAGGAAGUAUGAGGAGACACUAGGCAAUAGGAUGGCGCUGACCUCCACAGAGAAGAAUGUGGUCAGUAUCAUGCAUCAAUAUUUAGAACCUUUCUACAAAACCACAACCAACAUAUGCACAAACAAGGUGCCCACAAUUGGGCUGGUUCUCUUCUUCAUGGAUCACAUCUCCGAGACAAUAGCUGUCUGCAGAGAAUCCCGUCACAGCCCGGAUUGGCUAAAGAAUGCUGCUGAAGACAUGGCUAUAAAGGCCAGAAAUUACAAUAACCAGGUUUGCAACAUAUUUACAUACAUGACAGCAAUUCUUGAUCCUCGAAUCAAAGGAGAGCUAAUUCCCGAAAGUCUCAGCUCAGACAAUUAUCUUGAGGAAGCAAGAACUCAUUUCAUGAGAAACUAUUCUACCACCCAUUUUCCAUCCAUGACUAGUGGUUACAGUGCCCAAGAGGUUGAAGAUGGUGGGAGUGUCUCUUUUGCAGAGGAAAUUGCUCGAAAGAAAAGAAGGGCAAGCAUGAGCACUGCCACUGACGAACUCACUCAGUACCUGUCAGAGCCCCCAGCUCCAAUACCAACAGAUGUUCUGGAGUGGUGGAAGGUUAAUAGUACACGCUACCCCCGACUUUCUGUUAUGGCUCGGGAUUUCUUGACAGUGCAGGCAACUUCCGUAGCACCUGAAGAUUUGUUUUGCAGCAAAGGCGAUGAGAUAGAGAAGCAACGAUUUUGCAUGCCGCAUGAUAGUGCACAAGCUCUCCUUUGUAUCAGGUCAUGGACUCAAGGUGGAAUAAAGUUGAAGUUCAAGUCCACUGAGAUAGACUAUGAGAGGUUGAUGGAAUUGGCAGCUGCUGCUUCAGCAGAUAAUAGUAAUGCUGGUUCUGAGAAGAAACAAAAGUGAUGACAGUGACACAGCAUUGCUUGGUGUAUUAUGGAUAUUUGCCAUCCAUUUCCAUUAUAAAGAGAUGGAACUCUAACCCAGAAAGAUAAAGAAAGAAAAGAGUCAUAUCUUGAGAUGGCUACGUGUAAUUACCUUCCCAUCUCAGGAGGGGAAUGGGUGUGCAAUUGGCAUUUUGCUUUUCCUGUACUUAUUAGGUGAACAUUAUGUACUGAUGUACAGUAAAACUGAAAAACGCUAACCAGAGACGGAAACAGAUUAUAAGUGUAUCUGAUUAUUUGAACAUACAAGUAAUGUAAUGAAGCAGCCAAGCAAAAUCUUGUUGGUAUUGUAGCCUACCUUUUUUGGAGCUGAA
Molecule: messenger RNA, 3008 nt
Organism: Juglans regia (Persian walnut)
Lineage: Eukaryota; Viridiplantae; Streptophyta; Magnoliopsida; Fagales; Juglandaceae
Product: zinc finger BED domain-containing protein DAYSLEEPER
Exons: 6
Coding region: 605-2656 (683 amino acids)
Molecular function (GO): DNA binding; protein dimerization activity
Source: RefSeq, a predicted model, not a curated record